AUAACUUCCUCAUUGUUAGAACAUGGAUAUACGAGGUGAAGUGAGAAUCUUUGCGUAUAUAUACAUUGUAUGUCUCUUCAGAAAUGGCUUUUGCUCGAAUGGAUGUAGUGUUGCAGAAAACUGGUCAGUUUAUAGCCAAAACUGUUACAGAUGUAUUUCUGACACCUCAUCUUGGUAUGCUGCCAGAUCAUCGUGUCAGAAGUUAGAGGCGGAUCUUGUUACUAUCAGCAAUGCAGGAACACAGUCCUUUUUAGAAAAACUUUGCCCCAACACAAAUCGCUGGAUUGGACUAAACGAUAGACAUAUAGAAAACAAUUUUACCUGGAUUGCGGAUCCAACGAUUUUACUGAUAUAUAAGCCCUAUGAUAAUUGGGGAUAUGGUGAGCCCAAUAAUUAUAAAGGUAAUGAAGACUGUGUAUAUAUGACGGCAUCUAAUACUUGGAAUGAUUCACCCUGUUCACAUGAAUUUCGCCAUUACAUGUGUCAAAAACCCCUCGACUUGCUACAAAUUCUUAACUUCGAAAGCAGCAGCUCAGUAGUGCAUGAAGGAGACUCUGUCUGGUUUAAAUCACAAAUAAGAAGUAAAACAAUGUACGAGGUCCAGUGGUUUCAUAAUGGAUACUUGAUUACAAAUUCAUCCAGAAGAUACAAAAUGACGUCAUCAAAAACAGAAAAAAACACAUAUUUACAUAUCCUGCUUAUCGCAAACGUUUUACAGCGAGACAUGGGAGCAUGGGAAAUCAGAAUGUCUUCUCAUUUGACACAAGCAUCAAGAAACUUGACUCUUACAGUUUUUCCUAGAUUAAUUCUUUUUAUGAACCCCAAGUACAACUUUUCAAUACUGAUGGGUGACGAAAUGAAUGUGCAAUGUACAGUCACAAAUCCAGAGUCGUUGUUUGAUGUCACCAAUGGAAGUCUCGUUAUCACAAAGGAUGGGUCUGUGUUACAAGAAAUUAGUAGCUUAAAUCUUUCCACAACAUGGAACAAGUAUUCAGCAGUGGAAGCUGAUUCUGGUAGAUAUACAUGCACACACUCUGGUUAUCAUGUUCCUGUGAGUGUGUCUGUGUAUGUUACUGUCAUUCAACCAGAACAAAAGAGAUGUGAAAGUGAAUGGUCAGAAAGUGUUCAAUGGAAAGCUACACUUGCAGGAACUACUAAACAGGAACCAUGUCCAGCAAAACAGAAAGGUAGUGCAAAAAGAUAUUGUGAACCACUUGGAGUGUGGGCAUCUCCUAGCCUUAUCAACUGCACAUCUGAAGCCUUUACAAACGUAUCCUUGCUAUUGGACGUGCCAAUAGAAGAUGGAAUACAAGAUACUAAGAUGGUUCAAGAUAAGGUCAAUAACGCUAUACAAACGAUGAAGAACAUUAUAUCAACCAAUGAACUCAGUGCUGGGGAUCUAAGCUCCUCUCUGGACAUCUUGGAAAAAAUUGUCGCUCUCACUAACUCGACUGGGUCAAUAAUCGAGAAAGAGAACGUGUUUUAUGGUGUUAUUGACAACGUUUUAUCAGCUAACAACUCCAAAUCGUGGAAAACGGUCAGUGAAAAGACAGUGAAAGACGGAAGCUCAAUCCUAAAGAAUGUAGAUCGGCUCAGUGAGAUUGUACUUCAACGCGACAAUAUUACGGCAACGCACUUCAGGGGUUCUAAUUAUGAGCUCACAAUUGACAAAACAAAAAUAGAUGAAACUGGAAUACGUUUCCCGGAUGUUCCCACAAACAACAUUUCAGGAAGUUCCGAACAAAUAUCGACUUUCCUCGAAUUACCAAAGCAAGAAACGAAAGUAAAAAAGGAAAUCUACUAUGUAGCCAUAGUUUACAAAUCAAUUUCUGAUAUAUUGCCAUCUGACUUGGAUAAGGAUCAAAGUAAACGAAGUUUUGAUCACACGUCUAAGGAAAAGGAAUAUGUUAAUUCUCCAGUUGUGUCCCUUACAACACAAAAUGAUUUUGGAUUAUUGGUUCCACCUCUAAAUAUAUCGUUUGGACACAUAAAAAAUGAAUCAAGUAAAAUGUAUGCGGUGUGUGUUUCUUGGAAUUUUACCGUAAGUAAAUGGACAGAAAGAGGAUGUAACGUGAGCCAAAGUGAUCAUAAAAGAACCGUUUGUCAGUGCAACCAUCUUACCAACUUUGCCAUUUUGAUGAGACCAUAUUCUCCUGCGACAGAAGACAAACAAUUGUUAAAAACAAUGUCCCUGGUUGGGGUGAUUCUCUCCAUAUCAUUUACAGUUCUUACGUGUGUUAUUUACAUCUUGACGUGGAGAUAUAUCAAAAGUGACCAAAACAUCAUCAUGAUGAAUCUCUGUGGAUCGUUGAUUCUGUCUUAUGUGAUUUUCUCAUCCGCUGUAGAGCAAACAGGCCAUGAUGGUAUAUGCAUUGCAAUUACGGCCAUUAUUCACUAUCUUUUCCUGGUCACCUUCUUCAGUAUGCUAGGAAUGGGUGUCUAUUACUUCAUAAGUAUUACAGUCACGUACUACGCCAUGUACGUGGCAAACAACUUCAAGGCUAGGUCCAGAGUCCACUGGUUUCUGUUAGCCAUAUGGGGUAUCCCUAUCAUCCUUACGACUGCAACUCUUGGAGCGUUUUGGGGAAAAGGUUAUCACCUUGAAUCUUUUUGCUGGUUGUCCCCGGAUAGCGGUUCCCUCUACAUGUUUAUUGUUCCAGUCUGUUUAAUUAGCGUUUUAAACGUAGUGAUUAUCGUUACACUGGUAAGGGUAUUAUGUGUUUCAAAAGCAAUGGCAAAGUCCUCACUUCAGAAGAAGGCAUCAUCCGCUUUGCGAUCCCUUGGAACACUUUUACCAGUCCUAGGUGUAACCUGGCUAUUCGGUAUUCUGGCUGUUAACGAAAAAGCAGAUGUGUUUCAAUAUAUAUUUGUCUUUGCAAAUUCACUUCAGGGAUUUUUCAUAUUCAUUUCGCACGUGCUGUUGAACCAAAAGGUGAUGCAAGGUUUAAGAAACAAAUAUCCAGCCUUAAGUACACUUGCUAGUAAAGAUGAACACAGCAAAAUUGAAACCACUUCUGUAUCAAGAAGUCAAUCAACAUGUAAACCGGACGCUUCGUUGGUGGAAACCAAGAAACAGAGUAUCUUUGAUAAGACUCAUAACAAAAAAGUCAAGAAAUCUGAGUCGUUCAUAGCAGAGACAACACUUGCUACUGAUUGUCCUUUAAGUACUGGUCACGACAAAAACUCUGUGCUGCCCGAUAUUUACAAGUAACAUGAUAACCUUCUAAAAGAAGAAGAGGAAAAUAAGAGAUUUUGUUUUCAUUCAAUUUAUGGUGGUGGGAGAGAAGGUAUAAAGUGACAAAAAUGUAGAAACAAGCUGUUAUAAACAAAUCUCAUUUGAAUUUUUUAAAAAGCUUA
Molecule: messenger RNA, 3357 nt
Organism: Magallana angulata
Lineage: Eukaryota; Metazoa; Mollusca; Bivalvia; Ostreida; Ostreidae
Product: adhesion G protein-coupled receptor B1-like
Exons: 30
Coding region: 23-3211 (1062 amino acids)
Biological process (GO): negative regulation of angiogenesis; cell surface receptor signaling pathway; adenylate cyclase-activating G protein-coupled receptor signaling pathway
Cellular component (GO): membrane
Molecular function (GO): G protein-coupled receptor activity
Source: RefSeq, a predicted model, not a curated record